AUGCGUUUCACAUUCACCAUCGUUACCGCCGUCCUCUCUCUCGCGGCCGGCUCCCACGCCUGGACCCAGGACCCCAACAACAACGGCGUCUGGACACCCAACAACAAUUUCUACCUGAUCCGAGGCGCCUGGGUCCAUGAAUCUUGCACCUACAGAAACACAGAGACACUGCACAACGACGGCGAGGACUGCGCCUUUUUCAUUGAUGGGCUUGGCAACCAGUUCCGUGGCCACUGCAGCUACCAGGUGCCGCAGCAGGUUCUUUGCCUGUAG
Dichotomopilus funicola is the source of this 273-nucleotide messenger RNA. RefSeq lists its product as uncharacterized. The coding region runs from base 1 to 273 and encodes 90 amino acids. Lineage: Eukaryota; Fungi; Ascomycota; Sordariomycetes; Sordariales; Chaetomiaceae. The record is from RefSeq and is a predicted model, not a curated record. The transcript is spliced from 3 exons.